Molecule: messenger RNA, 1529 nt
Organism: Schistosoma margrebowiei
Lineage: Eukaryota; Metazoa; Platyhelminthes; Trematoda; Strigeidida; Schistosomatidae
Source: the annotation of a GenBank genome assembly
CUCAAGUGACAUUCUGCCUUUUAAAUAAAAACAUCAAUUUCUUACACGCUUCAGACAUUGCUUGUUAAUUAGCUUUUACCAAAUGAAACCUUUAAGAAAGUGUGAACGAAUACUUGAAAAAAUUAUACUGAAACACGGAACAAACCAAAUAAGCUUAGACAAAUACGUAUUUGAUAACUUAGAAACGCAUGUCAUAAUUCGUUUGAUAUACUUUGUUCCACUUAUGGCUAUCUGAAUAUCAAACAGGUCAUGAUGUUGUAUUUAACCAACCCAACUUCGAAGUAGCACCCACGGACCUUCCAAUCGACGUUAGUCCACCAACAACUGAAGAAAUCAGCAUGGUCACCAGACAAAUCAAGAGUGGCAAAGCAGCAGGAUCAGACAACAUUCCAACAGAGGCAAUAGAAAUAGACGUAGCAGUAACUGCAAGGAUACUACACACUCUCCUUAAUAAGAUUCGGAAUGAGGAACAAGUACAAAGAGACUGGAAAGAAGGAAUUCUGACCAAAAUAUCAAAGAAAGGCGAUCUCAGCAAGUGUGAUAACUACAGGGGCAUCACUCUUCUCUCAAUACCGAUAAACGUCUUUAACAGGGUGUUGUUAAACCGAACGAUGGACUCCGUAGACACCCAACGUCGAUAUCAACAGGCUGGAUUCUGUAAGGAUCGAUCGUGUACAGACCAAAUCGCAACACUACGGAUCACUGUGGAAAAAUCGAUCGAAUGAAAUUCACUGCUCUAUAUCAACUUCACUGAAUUUGAGAAAGCGUUUGAUGACAUGGACAGGACAACACUAAGGAAUUCCUAUGAUGUAUUCAACUGCGAAAUCGUGGGUGGUGGAUAUAUGACAGACUCGUUCGAAGUAAAGACUGGUGUUAGGCUAGGUUGCUUACUCUCACCCUUUCUCUUUCUCCUGGCUAUCAACUGGAUCAUGAAGACGUCAACAUCUGAAGGGAAGCACGGGAUACAGUGGACAUCUAGGAUACAGUUGUACGAUAAAGACUUCGCAGAUGAUCUGGCUCUUCUAUCGCAAACCCAACAACAAAUGCAGGAGAAAACGACCAGUGUAGCAGCAACAUCAGCAGCAAUAGGUCUCAAUAUACACAGAGGGAAGAGCAAGGUUCUCCGAUACAACACAGCAUGCACCAAUCCAAUCACAAUUGACGGAGAAGCUUUGGAAGAUGUAAAAACCUUUACAUAUUUGGGCAGCAUCAUUGAUGAACAGGGUGGAUUUGAUGCAGAUGUGAAGGCGCGGAUCGGCAAAGCAAGAGCAGCAUAUUUACAACUGAGGAACAUCUGGAAGUCAAAACAACUGUACACAACCCAACACCAAGGUCAGAAUUUUCAAUACAAAUGUCAAGACAGUUCUACUGUAUGCGGCCGAAACUUGGAGAACUACGAAAGCCAUCAUCCAGAAGAUACAGGUGUUUAUUAACAGUUGUCUACGCAAAAUAAUUCAGAUCCGUUGGCCGGACACUAUUAGCAACAACGUACUGUGGGGGAGAACAAACCAGAUCCCAGCGGAGGAAGA